CAUAAUGUUUAAGUAACAAAAAUCAAGUCUUCUCGGAAUCUCCCUUGUGGUAUGUAGAAAUUCCAAAGGUCAAUAUCUCACUAUUUUGGAAAACGGCGAUCAAGGAUGGUGGUUACCUGGAGGUUUAGUAGAUCCUCCCGAAACCUUCGAAUAGGCUGCCAUCAGGGAAACCAAAGAAGAAGCAUCAAUAGACGUUGUUCUCAAAGGCAUUCUAAGAGUCGAAAAUUCAUUGAAGCCAGAUCAAAAUCAUCUUCGAGUCCGAUUGGUAUAUUAUGCAGAACCCAUUGAUGAGAAACAAAUACCAAAACAAAAACCUGAUAGAGGUAUGUGAGUUAUUUCUAUCUCUAAGAAACCCAAUAAGCCAGAUGGGUAGACUAUAAAGACUUGCCAUCUUAUGCAUAAAUUGGUCCAGGAUGGAGAGGAAAAGAAUUAUUGGAAUGGUCAAAGUACAUUGAAAAUGGAGGAGUCAUUAUGCCCUUAACGUUCUUUGCUAAUGAAGGGUUAAUUCCUAUUAUCGAAAAGGCUCAUUAUAAAGCAGAAUUACCACUCAGCAAAUAAAAAUGAUUAACUUAAAAUACAUCAG
Molecule: messenger RNA, 583 nt
Organism: Paramecium octaurelia
Lineage: Eukaryota; Ciliophora; Oligohymenophorea; Peniculida; Parameciidae
Source: the annotation of a GenBank genome assembly